CCAUCUCUUCACUCCAAAGCAGGCAGACCUACUGAGCAGCUCCAACAAUGAGCAACCUAUCAAGAAUCAGCAUGUCCAGCUCUUACUCAGGGAGAAACCUUGGUGGUGGAAGCCUGGGCGGAGGCCGGGUACAAAGGCAGUAUGCCUCUAGUGUUUAUGGUGGUGCAGGUGGAAGCGGAUCAAGGAUCUCUGUUUCCAGCUCUGGGUUUGGUGCUGGAGGUGGAAGUUAUGGGAUGGGAGGGGGUGCAGGUUUCGGGGCUGGUGGAGGAGUGGACCUCCACGUUGGAGCGAAUGAGAAAGCCACCAUGCAGAACUUGAACGAUCGUCUGGCCUCUUAUCUUGAGAAGGUGCGCAAACUGGAGAGUGCCAAUGCUGAGCUGGAGCUGAAGAUCCGACAGUACUUGGAAAGCAAAACUGGCCCUUCUGCCCGGGACUACUCAGCAUACUACGCUACCAUUGCCGACCUCCAGGGAAAGAUCCAGGAUGCUAUUUCUGUUAAUGGAGGCAUCUUCUUGGCCCAGGAGAAUGCAAAGUUGGCAGCAGAUGACUUUAAAACCAAGUAUGAAAAUGAGCUUGGCAUGCGCACAUCAGUGGAGGCAGACAUUGCGGAGUUGAAGAGAGUUCUGGAUCAGCUGACAUUAUCCAGAUCUGACUUGGAGAUGCAGAUAGAGGGUCUCAGGGAAGAACUGGUCUUCCUUAAGAAGAAUCAUUUAGAGGAAAUGGAAGCUAUGAGGAACCAGAUGAGUGGUCAGAUCAAUGUAGAGGUGGAUGCAAAACCGCAAGUAGACCUGUCCAAAAUUAUGGCUGAGAUCCGUGAGCAGUAUGAAGGUGUGACCGCAAAGAACCAGAGAGAACUCCAGUCCUGGUUCGACUCAAAGACGGAGGAACUUAACAAAGAGGUGGUCCAGCACACAGAAGUUCUGCAGACGUCUAAGUCAGAGAUCUCUGAGCUCCGUCGCACAUUACAAGGCCUGGAAAUCGAGUUACAGUCACAACACAGCAUGAAAGCGGGUCUGGAAGGCACUUUGGCUGAAACAGAGGCCCGGUACUCUAUGAAGCUCCAAGGGCUUCAGAUGCAGGUGACAUCUCUUGAGCAACAGCUAACCAAUCUGCGUGCCGAUAUAGAAUCACAAAGCCACGAGUAUAAGAUGCUGCUAGACAUCAAGACACGAUUGGAGAUGGAGAUUGCAGAAUACAGGAGGCUGCUGGAUGGAGAGGCCAGCAUCGGGGGCUCAGAAAGCACCACAGUGAAAAAGGUCAUUGUGGUCACAGAGGAGAUUAAAGAUGGCAAAGUGAUCUCCUCCUCCAAAACCUCCUCAUAACUUGGGGCUUGCAGAAAACAAAAGGAGCAACUCCUGAAGGAUAUGUUACCAUCUAGAUCAACUUAACUCCCUUCAUGUACCACUGCCCAUGCAAUAAACGCCUCUACGCCUU
Molecule: messenger RNA, 1434 nt
Organism: Cyprinodon variegatus (sheepshead minnow)
Lineage: Eukaryota; Metazoa; Chordata; Actinopteri; Cyprinodontiformes; Cyprinodontidae
Product: keratin, type I cytoskeletal 13-like
Exons: 7
Coding region: 48-1322 (424 amino acids)
Molecular function (GO): structural molecule activity
Source: RefSeq, a predicted model, not a curated record